This is a messenger RNA of Jaminaea rosea, 2121 nucleotides long. RefSeq lists its product as hypothetical. Bases 71 to 1936 code for a protein of 621 amino acids. The transcript is spliced from 2 exons. Lineage: Eukaryota; Fungi; Basidiomycota; Exobasidiomycetes; Microstromatales. Gene Ontology annotation, biological process: GPI anchor biosynthetic process. Gene Ontology annotation, molecular function: alpha-1,4-mannosyltransferase activity; GPI mannosyltransferase activity. Gene Ontology annotation, cellular component: glycosylphosphatidylinositol-mannosyltransferase I complex; membrane. The record is from RefSeq and is a predicted model, not a curated record.
CAGCUUGCCAUCCUUCCUCCCUCCUUUUCCUCAAUUUCACGUCCUUUCUCCUCCUUAUCGUCCGCCAAGCAUGGUGCUGCUGGACAGCCCCCGUCGCCGCUAUUUGUACCUUGGCCUUGCUUUGCGUCUUGUUCUCAUCCUCUUCGGCCUCUACCAAGACGCCCACCUUGCCGUCCCUUACACGGACAUCGACUACUCCGUCUUCCAAGAUGGAGCACGCCACCUUGUACAUGGCUGCCCACUCCACGCCGCAGUCCCGCCGCACAUGGAACCCAUGGAGACGCUCAACGAGUUUCUCGAGCCUCCUCUGGCACCAGUGCAUGGGUGUGCGCAGGGCUGGCUAGCAUUGGGAGCGCGCUACAUCCUGCAGCAUGAGGAUAUUCUUACGGCGAGGUCCAGGGGAAGACAGGCGGCUGAGAUCGCGAGAAAGGAUCUGGGUGAGGAGGCAACCUUGUCACUUAUUGAGCCCAAUAUUGUCGAGACGACACUGCUACCCGUCUCGCUGGCGAUCCUCAAGCCUAUACUCAAGCCGCUCGCAGCAAUGGGCAAUCCGUACGCGAGGCCGACGUACAGGUACACCCCACUGCUCGCUGUGCUGAUGGCGCCGGGAGCGUGGAUAGGAGGAGCAUUUGAAAAGGUGUGGGGCAAGCUGCUCUUCGUUGCUGGAGAGAUCUUGGCCGCACUCCUCAUGUGGGACCUGGCGCGAUUCAGACGGCCAGCAGCAAAGAGGCAGCCGACAUCUACUUCCCGUCUGGCUCUCUUGGGCGAUGUGACACACGCAGUCGGGAUCCUUUGGCUUCUCAAUCCUUUUCCUGCGCAGAUCGCCACCCGCGGCAGCUGCGAGGCUCUCGUCGUCUCCCUUGUCCUCGCUUUCGCCUCAGCCGCUGUGCGCAUUGUAGAGGGCGAAGCAAGCUUCGAGGCUGGCCUGAUCACGUCAGAGGAUAGGCCAGAACAGGCAAGCAACGAUAGCAAUGACCCUUCAAUCAAUACCGCAAAGCCAGCUGAGGGCAAGCCGACCCCGCAGUCAACAGCGCCUCCUCCGCCGGGCCUUGGUCUCCUCCCCACGCUUCCCCUCCCGCUUCUGGCGGCACCAGUCCUUCUAGCCUUAGCAGCACACCUCAAGCUCUACCCGAUCAUCUAUGGUCUUCCCCUCCUCGCCUCUCUCUUGCCCCAUUCACGGCGACGGUGGCUCGACGCCCUCGGCUUCUCUGCAAGCGCAUCGUACGCCUUCCUCGGAUUGAGCGGCUUCGCCUGGCUCGUGUGGGGGCAGCCAUACCUUCAGGAGUCUUUGCUGUACCAUGUGGGGAGGGUGGAUCACAGGCAUAACUUCUCGCCGUACUUCUUCCCACUUUACCUUCUGCACACGCCGGCCCAGGACGGGUGGUUGCCUGCGCUGGCUGGUGGUGGAGUUUGGGCGGGAGAAGCAGCUAGCAGGCUGGGCGCGUUCUUGCCUCAGCUGGCUGUUGUGGCUUGGAUCGGGGUGAGAGUGGGCAAGAAGGACUUGAUUGCAGCCAUGGCGGCACAGACGAUGGCAUUUGUGGUGUGGAACAAGGUCAGCACAAGUCAGUACUUUAUCUGGUACAUCGCAUUCCUGCCCAUCCUUCUGCCUUCACUACGCUUCUCCUCCCCGCUCGUAGGCUGGGCCAGCCUCCUAGUAUGGGUCGCCACGCAGGCGCUCUGGCUUUCGCAAGCGUACCUCCUCGAGUUUGAGGGGCAGGACGUCUUUGUGCGCGUAUGGGCGGCAGGACUUGUGUAUGUCGUGGGCAAUGCGUGGGUGUUGGAACGAUGCCUGGAUGCGUGGGCACGGGGAAGAAGGGAUGCCAGGGAGCAGGAGCAGAGGGACCGAGAGAAGGCGGUGGCAGGCAAGGAGGUUGAUCGGGAGAAGGCAGUUACGGCCGCAGAGGCAUCGGCUUCGUCGCGGCCGGCGUCUGAAUAGCUUUCGUCGCAACAGACUGCAUUUAUCGUAUCUCUGACAAUCAGGAACCCUCGCAGACGUAUCCGCACUCUUCAACAGUAUCCAUUGCCUGCUACGCCGCUGCUGAUGUAGAAGGGAUAGGAUGGGCGGGGCUCUUCUUGACAGGUAUCGCCUCCUCCAGCUUGUCUGACGCAACAAUUCCGAGA